UUGUGUGACUUUGGGAUUGAGGCUGAAGUUGUUUGUGACUGAAGCGCUGUGUUUGUGUAGCUGCUGUGUUUGUGUAGCUGCUGUGUGUUAUAAUGACGGACUGUAGGUGCAGCGCGGUGCUGUGACACCAUUGUGUUUGUCUCCGUGACCCAAACCGGCCGCUGCCGUUGGACCACAUUAGCACAUUAGAGUCAUGCUGAGCUUCCUGCGACGGACUCUGGGCAGGCGUUCAGGCCGUAAACAUGCUGAAAAAGCUCGGCUGCGGGAAGCCCAGCGCGCACAAACGCACAUCCCAGCAGCCGGAGACGCCACGUCCAUCAUCACGUGCAGAGUGUCGCUGCUGGACGGCACGGAUGUCAGCGUGGACUUGCCGAAAAAAGCCAGAGGUGAGGAGUUAUUUGACCAGAUCAUGUAUCACCUGGACAUCAUCGAGAAGGAUUACUUUGGGCUGCGCUUCAUGGACUCAGCACAAGUGCCGCACUGGUUGGAUGUGACCAAAAGCAUUAAAAAGCAAGUGAAAAUCGGUCCUCCGUAUUGUCUCCACAUGCGGGUGAAGUUUUAUUCCUCCGAGCCCAACAACCUACACGAGGAGUUAACACGAUACCUGUUCGUGCUACAGCUGAAGCAGGACGUCUUCAGUGGCAAGUUAUACUGUCCCUUUGACACAGCAGUGGAGCUGGCAGCCUUCUCACUGCAGGCUGAGCUGGGUGACUGUGACCCUUCAGAGCACGGCCUCGACCUGGUGUCUGAGUUCCGCUUUGUACCCGAGCAGACGGAAGAUAUGGAGGUGGCCAUUUAUAACGCAUGGAAAGAGUGCAGGGGCCAGAUGCCUGCGCAGGCUGAGAUAAACUACCUGAACAAGGCCAAGUGGCUGGAGAUGUAUGGGGUUGACAUGCACAUGGUGAAGGCCAGAGAUGGAAAUGAGUACAGUUUGGGACUGACCCCCACUGGAGUGCUGGUGUUUGAGGGAGAGACCAAGAUCGGACUGUUCUUUUGGCCCAAGAUCACACGGUUAGACUUCAAAAAGAACAAGCUGACCCUGGUGGUGGUGGAGGACGAUGAGCAGGGCAAAGAGCAGGAGCACACGUUCGUGUUCCGCAUGGACCAUCCCAAGGCCUGUAAACACUUAUGGAAGUGCGCAGUGGAACAUCAUGCUUUCUUCAGGCUACGUGGCCCUGUUCAGAAGGGCUCCUCUAACUCAGCCUUCAUCCGCAUGGGCUCCCGUUUCAGAUACAGCGGAAAGACAGAAUACCAGACCACAAAGGGUAACAAAGCUCGGCGGUCAGCUACGUUCGAGAGACGACCCAGUCGCCGCUACUCCAGAAGAACUCUGCAGAACAGAGGUCCCUUUGUUCCUAAAUCCCCAGAGAACCAGAAUAAUGGAGUGAGUCCCAGUCAGGAGACAAAGCAUGUCCAGUCUCAGUCUGUAUGGACUGGAGUGUCCCCAGUCUCCAGCCAGCCCUUGGCUCAGGGUCCAUUGACUAUUGAAGCUCUGCCUCGGAGUCCUGGUGGCAGCCAAUCAGUAAAGAGGAGCAUGCCUGAGGUGACAAACCUGCUGGAGACCUGCGUGGACGACCUCGUACGGACACCUGUUCCCAUGGUGACAGCAGGCAUGGCCGAAGAGGCGGGGCCUAGUGCUGCUCUUUCCACCCCCAGCGCAGUCACUGAGAGCCUCUGUCUGAAUGACACUGCAGCUCGACUAAAGCAGCUGGAGAUGGAGAGCACGCCGACCUCCGCUCGUGCUCGCUCUAACGUCAAUGUCAACAUGAACAACCAGGAGGACGUGUUGAAGCUGUCAGAGAAGAGUUUAAGCAGCGUGAGCAGCAGUCCUGUCCUGAGCCACCUAAAGGCACCGGAUGAGCUCAAGAGCAACAUCCUCAAAGCCCAGGCUGAGGCAGUGCUCAGGGGACCAAGAGAGGAGAUGGGACUCACGGGUGAAAAGAAUUGUAACCAGGAAGCAGCAGCCAGGCUGCAGGGUCGAGGUGCGCAGACAGGAAGCACUUCCUCUCUUACGAUGGGAAGUCGGGAAGCACUGAUGCAGACGUUCUCCAGCAGCCUUGAAGUGAAAGCAGUCGAGUUCAUCUCCUCUCCGUCUCCAGCCGAACCCCUGAAUGAAGCCUCCUCAGUCGAGGUCAAAUCCGAGGCGCGGGAGACACAUGCAGCCUCCCACGUCGAUAACCUGAUCGACUUCACCGACCCCACACCAGUACAGGUGCCGCUGCCGCCGCUGCCCAAACCCAUCAUUACACCUCGAUGGAUCGUUCCUGCAGCUCCUGUAACUCCUGUAUCUCCGCAGACCGGCACUUUUACUAACGGCCUCCUAGAGCUGGACAAAUCAUCACAGACAGCAGCACAGCAUAGUGAAGCUCCUUCCUCCCUGCCUCAUCCUCCUCACACUCAUAAUGUGAUCGCCACCAGCAUCGUGUCUCACCCGCCGAGGAACAACCACAGACCCAGAGGCCUGCUGACCACCGAACUCUAACACGCUCACGUCCAGCAGCUUCGACUACCUGAAACCUUCCCAGCAUUUCAUUUUAUUUGUUUAAACCCCCUCUACAUUCCAGCACAGAGACUUGAACUAGCGUGUGCAGAAUUCGUAGACGUGACGUGAAGACAUCUGCUCCACACUGCACUACACUUUCAUGAUGUAAGAGUAAAGAAGGAUGUUUGGAGGCCAGCGGGAGCUUUGCACCGUCCUCGCGUCAGAGACACGGAGGGUUGUGGUGCCGCUCUGCCCUCUGCUGUUCUCACACAUCAUCCUGUUACAUCACUGUGAAAGAGCAAGCAGCUCCAUCAACCACUGCACAUCCACCAACACUGGAAACUUUUAUUUAUAGAUCCUCCAUAGUCCAUUUUUUCCUUUUAUCACUGGCUUCUUUUCAGAUUUUUAGUCUUCAGUAUAAGCUUUUUAAAACUGUACUACAAACUGGAUUAUUAUUAUUAUUAUUAUUAUUAUUAUUAUUAUUAUUAUUAUUAUUAUUAUUGGAGCUCUAUUAGUGCUGGAUGACAUGCAGUCUUUUGAGCGAUUGAGCCAAUUUUAUUAUUAUAAUAUAUAUAUUUUUAAACCCACACACUAUCAGUGAUGUUUUUAUCGUUGUAGUUGCAUUAUGACUUGCCUUAUUUUAUCAGUGUAUAUUACAGCGGUCACAUUUAUAGUUGGCUACAAUAUACAUCCUUUUAUUAUUAUUUUUUUUUUCUUUUAUACUCUUCGGAACUGCUUUAUAAUUUAGUAGAAUUUGUGCGUAAAUGUUGUCGUCAUGUAUUAGUCACAAGGCCGUGAAGGUUAAGACGGCGUUGGUUCGAAGCCGAACCCGUAUUUGACGUUUAGGUCACGGUGCAGAUCUGCUACUGUAGCUGAAUUACAGCUUCAACAUGAUUAAUGUAGUGAAAGUGUGACGUCGUGUCUGUCACUUUCUCAUGUCCUUUAUAUAUAUAUAUAUAUAUAUAUAUAUAUAUAUAUAUUCGUGUCUGCACCUGGAACACUAGCUGGGAAAAAAAAAGAAAUGUGACUAGAUGCUGAAGUUGUACUGAUUAGUUUUGACCUGUGUGCUGGAAGACUGCAUCAUUUACAUUCAUGUCAAUUGUUUCCUUGUCCAGCAGCUCAUCUGUGGGAGGAAUCAUCACAACUGUGCUGCUUUCUCUAGUAGUCUGGCUUUAAUUUAUUCUCUCUCUCUGUCUCUCUGUCUUCUUCUCUCUCUCUCUCUCUCUCUCUGACUGUCUUCUCCUUUCUCUCUCCCUGUCUCUCUCCCUGUCUCUCUCUCUCUCUCUCUCUCUC
Molecule: messenger RNA, 3775 nt
Organism: Tachysurus vachellii
Lineage: Eukaryota; Metazoa; Chordata; Actinopteri; Siluriformes; Bagridae
Gene: epb41l5
Product: erythrocyte membrane protein band 4.1 like 5
Exons: 26
Coding region: 194-2482 (762 amino acids)
Cellular component (GO): cytoskeleton
Molecular function (GO): cytoskeletal protein binding
Source: RefSeq, a predicted model, not a curated record